AUGCCAGAAGGGCCAUCAGUGAGGAAGUUUCACCAUUUGACCUCCCCCUUUGUGGGGCAGCAGGUGGUCAAGACAGGGGGCAGCAGUAAGAAGCUAAACCCUGCCAGCUUCCAGUCCCUGUGGCUCCAGGACACCCAGGUCCAUGGAAAGAAAUUAUUCCUUAGAUUUGAUCCAGAUGAAGAAACCAAGUCUCCCAGCAACAACCCACUGCCAGAACCUCUAGGAAAAGGAGAGAGGAAGAAAGAGGCUGGGGACCAAAAGCAGACCUUGGGUCCCGACAGCCGGAAGAUCUCAGACCAGUCUCCCCAGUCCGACAGUGGAGACAAUGGUUCUGAGUGUUUGGGGGGAGUCAGCCCAGCAGGAGGUGCUGAGAGGUGGCUGCAGGUCAGCUUUGGUCUGUUUGGCAGCAUUUGGGUGAAUGAAUUCUCCAGAGCAAAGAAAGCAAACAAGAGGGGUGACUGGAGGGACCCCAUUCCAAGGUUGGUCCUGCACUUUGGCGGUGGUGGCUUCCUGGCAUUUUAUAAUUGUCAGAUGUCAUGGAGCUCUUCCCCAGUGGUCCAGCCCACCUCUGACAUCUUAUCUGAAAAGUUCCAUCGAGGACAAGCCUUGGAAGCUCUGGGCCGGGAGCAGCCUGUCUGCUACACACUGUUGGACCAAAGAUGCUUCUCAGGCUUAGGGAACAUCAUUAAGAAUGAAGCCUUGUACAGAGCUGGGAUCCAUCCCCUUUCUCUCGGUUCACUCCUCAGUCCUCGGCAACUUGAGAUCCUCGUGGAUCACGUGGUGGAGUUCAGUACAGACUGGCUUCAGGACAAGUUCCAGGGCAGACAGAAUCACACACAGAUCUACCAGAAAGAGCAGUGCCCUGCUGGGCACCAGGUCAGGAAGGAGGCCUUUGGGCCUCCAGGUGGCUUCCAGAGGCUCACCUGGUGGUGCCCCCAGUGCCAGCCCAGGCUGCCACCUGACGAGCCAGAACAAGUCCAGCUUCCCUAGGGCCCUUGGGCCCCUUCACAGAACCUUGCCCAAGGAGCUUGAUGCUUGAGUGUAGAGAAAGGAGGUGUGGGCAGGGAUUGGGACUAGGAGCAGGAGUUAGAAGUGAGGGUGGUCAGGAGGGUAUCAGUCCUGUUGAUAUUCAUCUCACUGAAGUUGAGUUUUCACAGGGUUAGAUUAUUUUUUAAGUGUUUAAUUCUUCCUAAUUCUGCCAUUGUGAACGAUGAGAAAAGUUAUGUUGACAGUAUGGGAAAAGCCUCCCAGAACAAGUGGGUUAAUGAAAAUAUAAGUCUGUGGAAAAGA
This is a messenger RNA of Myotis davidii, 1290 nucleotides long. RefSeq names its product nei like DNA glycosylase 2 (gene NEIL2). Gene Ontology annotation, biological process: base-excision repair. Gene Ontology annotation, cellular component: nucleus. The record is from RefSeq and is a predicted model, not a curated record. Gene Ontology annotation, molecular function: DNA N-glycosylase activity; zinc ion binding; damaged DNA binding. NCBI's taxonomy places the organism in Eukaryota, Metazoa, Chordata, Mammalia, Chiroptera, Vespertilionidae. The transcript is spliced from 4 exons. The coding region runs from base 1 to 990 and encodes 329 amino acids.